Messenger RNA from Abrus precatorius (Indian licorice), 1577 nucleotides. Its product is annotated as transcription factor MYB61. The transcript is spliced from 3 exons. The record is from RefSeq and is a predicted model, not a curated record. Lineage: Eukaryota; Viridiplantae; Streptophyta; Magnoliopsida; Fabales; Fabaceae. Gene Ontology annotation, biological process: regulation of stomatal movement. The coding region runs from base 129 to 1460 and encodes 443 amino acids.
CACUCUCCCUCACAUUCUCUCUAUCACAGCCCCUCCUAUAGCUUAGGUUCAGUGCCACCCCUUCUGACAUUUCAUAGGAAUAAACAAACUUUGUGUUAACCGAAAAGGUUUAAAGGGAAAACUACAAAAUGGGAAGACACUCUUGCUGUUACAAGCAGAAGCUUAGAAAGGGUCUUUGGUCACCUGAGGAGGAUGAAAAACUUCUGAGGCAUAUUACCAAGUAUGGUCAUGGAUGUUGGAGUUCUGUGCCUAAGCAAGCAGGUUUGCAGAGGUGUGGUAAGAGCUGUAGGCUUAGGUGGAUCAAUUACUUAAGGCCUGAUUUAAAGAGAGGAACAUUCUCACAAGAAGAAGAGAACCUUAUCAUUGAACUUCAUGCAGUAUUAGGGAACAGAUGGUCUCAAAUUGCAGCACAAUUGCCGGGGAGGACUGACAAUGAAAUAAAGAAUCUAUGGAACUCUUGCUUGAAGAAGAAACUGAGGCAAAAGGGUAUAGACCCUGUGACACAUAAACCACUGUCCCAGGUUGAGAAUGGAGAGGACGAUGGUAGGAGCCAAGAGAAAGCACCACAAGUAUCCAAUGAACUGAACCUACUGAAAUCAGAGAGCUCCAAGUCAGAUGCAGCUUCCUAUGAGCAAAGAACAUCAUCAAUUUCCCCGAAAGCCCACGCACCCGAGAUGGAUGGUUCUGGUUCUUGCAGCUCCAAGAUUUAUAGCAAAUGUGACAGCAAUUUUAUGACCAAUUGUUACAGCAAAGACUUGUUCCUAGACAGGUUUAUGAGUAGCCGCCAGGAAAGCUACCAGCCCUCAGAUUUGAUGGGGAAUUUUCCCAUUCAGAUGAGUUAUGCCACCACUGAGUCUCUUCCAAAUGAUUCAAACUCUAGUAAUUGGUUCAGCCAAACUGGAAGGCCUUUUGAUAUGAACUCAGAAUUUCCUUUCAAUGCCACUUCUGUUCUUACCCCUACAACCAACAUGUUUCUUCCUAAUUCUUUUUGCUACAAACCUUCACUUGCUGUUCCCUCUGACAAUGUUUCCACAGCCUAUGGAUCCCAUUAUUGGGAAGCCAGUGCCUCCAUCAAUAGCAAUAGCAGCAAUAGGAGUAAUAGCAGCACAGAGUUGAGAAGUAGCAGCCCCAUGAACGUACAGAACAGUAUCCUCUCUUCUUGGGGGUUGGCAGAUUGUAACACCUCUACUAAAGAGGCCCAAAUUCAUAUGAUGGAAAACCAUACAGAAGAAGCUAAGUGGGAUGAGUACCUUCACAUUCACAAUCCAAUCUCAAUGCUGGCUUCUGUACAAAACCAAGCCCCUGAAUCUUUAUGCAAUGAGGUAAAGCCAUCCAUGCAUUUGGUAUCUGACACUUUAGGGGCUAUAUUACCUCAUACCAAACAGCAAGAACUGUCACAAACUUCUAGUAUCUUUUCUAAGGACAUCCAUAAGCUCAGGGCAGCUUUUGGACACAUGUAGAAGGGUUGGAGAAAAACAAAAUAUUUUAGAGGAGUUCCAAUUCAAGGGAUUGUUGCUAUUCUUAGUACAGGUGUGUGAAACAACAGAUUUUGGUCUUGUACAUAGGUCUGAUACAAA